AUCAUCAUCAUCAAGAAUUUUUACUAUAGUAGAAAAAUUAUGCUAAAGAAUUGAUUGUUUUUUUUUUUUUUUUUUUUGGAAUUUAAAAACAUCAAUCAUCAUCAUUAUCAUCAAAUUUCAUUUGUUAUAUGGAAGGACCGUAAAAAAAGAAUAAGAUUAUUAUUUUACUACGUACGUCAUAUAUAUAGCCGAUAUAAAAUCGACAAUUAAAAAAAAAGCGAGGGAGAAAAAACCUAUACCAAUAACAGUUUGGUUCAAAAUUCAAUCAAUCAAUCAACCAUAAUAAAUAAUAAAAAAACAUUCUUAAACAACGACAACUAACACGACGAACGAUAACAACGUUGACCGAAUUAUUUGGACAUUGGAACCAUUUUCAUAUUGGUGUAAAAAUGGAAACGAUCACGAAUAAUAUCCCAAGUGGUGUUAUGGAUGAAGAUGCCGUACGACGGAUAUUUCGUUCAUCCGAUGCUGUUUGUUUUGAUGUGGAUUCCACUGUUUGCCGUGAUGAAGCUAUCGAUGAAUUGGCUAAAUUUGCCAAUAAAGAAAAAGAAGUUAUGGAAAUGACUCGACGUGCAAUGCGUGGUGGUUGUAGUUUUCAUGAUGCUCUUAGUAAACGUCUACAAUUAAUUCAACCAACUGUGGAUAUGGUUAGUGAUUAUAUACGUACACAUCAACCACGAUUUACACCUGGAAUUAAAGAAUUAGUAUCAUUAUUACAUGCAAAUGAUGUUGCCGUAUAUCUUGUAUCCGGUGGAUUUUAUUCAAUUAUUGAACCAGUUGCCAAAGAAUUACACAUUCCAUACAAGAAUAUCUAUGCGAAUAGAAUAAAAUUUUUCUAUGAUGGAAAUUAUGCCGGUUUCGAUGAAUCGGAACCAACAAGUCAACAACAUGGUAAAGCUAAAGUAAUUGCAUAUCUUAAGAAUCGUUAUAAAUAUCGCACAGUAACGAUCAUUGGUGAUGGUGUUACCGAUAUGGAAGCCUAUCCACCAGCGGAUGCAUUCAUCGGAUUUGGUGGUAAUCAAAUACGUGAAAAAGUUAAAAAAGGUGCUAAAUGGUUUGCCACUAGUUUCUAUGAUCUAAUCGAAGAGCUUAAGGUGGAUUCAUAGAAUUUAUGAAUAUUUUUUGUUUGUUUGUUUGUUUGUUUUUUUCGGAAAAAUCUAUCUCUUAAUCACUGUAUACGAAAUGAUGUAAAAUCAAUAAUGCCAAAAAAAAACAACAUACACACAAACAAACAAACAAAUAUUUUCAACAAGCUAGGAAAAAUGAAAAAAAAAUUUUUUUAUCACUUCCUUAUCACAUACCCCUCUGCCUUCACAAGAAUAAGAAAACAAAACAAAACAAAACAAAAAUUCUGUAUGUAUAAAAUGAAAUGAAAAA
This is a messenger RNA of Dermatophagoides farinae (American house dust mite), 1377 nucleotides long. It is a transcript of the gene aay, whose product is annotated as phosphoserine phosphatase. Gene Ontology annotation, molecular function: magnesium ion binding; L-phosphoserine phosphatase activity. The record is from RefSeq and is a predicted model, not a curated record. Gene Ontology annotation, cellular component: cytoplasm. Gene Ontology annotation, biological process: dephosphorylation; L-serine biosynthetic process. NCBI's taxonomy places the organism in Eukaryota, Metazoa, Arthropoda, Arachnida, Sarcoptiformes, Pyroglyphidae.